Messenger RNA from Rhododendron vialii, 1924 nucleotides. Its product is annotated as ethylene-responsive transcription factor WRI1. Gene Ontology annotation, molecular function: DNA-binding transcription factor activity; DNA binding. The coding region runs from base 450 to 1697 and encodes 415 amino acids. Gene Ontology annotation, biological process: regulation of DNA-templated transcription. The record is from RefSeq and is a predicted model, not a curated record. Lineage: Eukaryota; Viridiplantae; Streptophyta; Magnoliopsida; Ericales; Ericaceae. The transcript has 7 exons.
ACGUAGAAAGGGGGGCACAACAGGACAAGGAAUCCCAUUGGCAGCAUGGCUGUGCCAUCAAGCCAAGUGUUGGCUACUUAAUUAACUCAUUGAGUUAAAUUAUUAACCCCAAUCCUGUCCCCAACUAUUAACCCAUGGUUAAACCUUAACCCCUCCUUUUGCCUUAUAACACACCACCACCACCUCAAAUCUUCACCUGCUCUCGCUCUCUCUCUCUCCGUAUCUCUGUUUUGGUAACCCACUUUAGGUAACCAGAAUACAAGCCUUAAACAGAGUCUUUUGUGGACCUACCACAAAUCUCUUUGAUACCCACCAAAGCAAGCCUCUCUCAUUCUCUCUCACUCUUUCUAUCUCUCUCUCUCUCUCUGAACACCCACAUUUUGAUUGAUCGUCAAUUGAGGAGGGCAGAGAGAAAUUGAUUAGAUUUCACUCUCUCUCUGAACACCCAGAUGAAGAGGUCGCCUUCUUCUAAUUCUUGCUCUUCUUCUUCGUCUUCGUGCGUUGUUCAUUCUAAUCUCCAAAUAGACAAAAAACCCAAGACCAAGCGCGUCAGAUCUUCCAAGAAGAAGAAAAAUCUCGACGAUCCAGGUAGUACAAAUAAUGCUGCUGCUGCUGCUGUUAGUAGAAGAAGUUCCAUUUACAGGGGGGUCACAAGGCACAGAUGGACGGGGAGAUUUGAAGCACACCUGUGGGAUAAGAGUACUUGGAAUAGCAUUCAAAACAAGAAAGGACGACAAAUUUAUUUGGGGGCAUAUGACAAUGAAGAAGCUGCAGCUCAUACCUACGAUCUCGCAGCUCUUAAGUAUUGGGGGAUCGGCACUACAUUGAAUUUUCCGAUUGAUACAUACACCAAGGAGCUUGAGGAAAUGGAGAAAUUGACCAAGGAAGAAUAUUUAGCUUCACUAAGGCGGCGGAGCAGCGGAUUCUCUAGGGGCGUCUCCAAGUACCGUGGUGUGGCAAGGCACCAUCAUAAUGGGAAAUGGGAGGCACGAAUAGGGCGAGUUUUCGGAAACAAGUACUUGUACCUUGGAACUUACAGUACUCAAGAAGAAGCGGCAGCAGCAUACGACAUGGCAGCCAUAGAGUACAGAGGGGCAAAUGCUGUGACCAAUUUCGACAUCAGCAGCUACGCCGACCGUUUGAAGACGAAGGCCCUACUUCCCGCCCCACAUGAUCAAGACGAUCAUAAUCAGCCCCCGCAACAACAAAAUCCCAACUUCUUCACACAAGAAGAUGAAGGAGAAGAAGAAGAUAAACAACUAAUAUUGGUCCAACCCCAGUUACCCCCAAACUUAUGUCAUGACCUCCCCACUCCUAACUCCAUCGACUCGUCCGAAAUGGAACAUGACCACCCUUGGGACCUCUGUUUGGAUGCUAGCGUAUUCAAUCCCCUCUCGGUUCCCGACCUAAUUCCCCUCGAAAAAGCAGGCGACCUACCACCAGAGUACAUGUUUGAUAGCGACUACAAGAGUUUCGAGGAUAAUAUUGACUUCAUGAUGUUUGAUGUACUGACGUCGAAUGAAACCACCUCGGAUUACUUCAACCCGGAUAGUCUCUUUGAAAUCACAGCCGGCGGAUUCGACAUGGAGGCUGAUAGUUUCAUGGGUAAGGAGGAGGAGGAGGAGGGCGCGAAUGGGCAUCGAGUAUCGGGUACUUCUCCGCCUCCUUCCUCCUCAUCUUCAACCACCACCACCUAAUUGGUUUUCUUGAAACCUAGCUAGCCUAUUUUGUUUGUUUGUCUGUCUGUCUGUAAGGGUUUUGUUUUUUUGGGGGGAUAAUAGUCCUACUGAGAUUGUUGGAGUUUGGUUGGUUUGGUUAUCUGGCGGUGUGGUGUUGUUCAUCUAUCUGUUUGUGAGUAGAUAGGAAAACAAGCAACAAUAUGUGUUUUUGAGCCUUUUUGUUGCAUUUUUUUUCAUGCCAAAAA